Phycodurus eques (leafy seadragon) is the source of this 927-nucleotide messenger RNA. Its product is annotated as filamin A-interacting protein 1-like. NCBI's taxonomy places the organism in Eukaryota, Metazoa, Chordata, Actinopteri, Syngnathiformes, Syngnathidae. The coding region runs from base 247 to 858 and encodes 203 amino acids. The transcript has 4 exons. The record is from RefSeq and is a predicted model, not a curated record.
AUCACUCAUCCAUGUUCUUCCCGUCUUUCCCAAACUUCCACCAGACGACGGUGAGGCCGACGGCCGCCAGCAGGACCAGGCUGCCGGUGAUCAGGUACGCUAUGGGCAAGAACUGGUUUGGACCGCCGAACCAGUUCAGCGUGGUCAGGACCACCUGCUUUCUGCCUCGGAAGUACUGCACGGGGAAGUCUGGAGGGAAGGGUCGAGUGUCAAGGCAGCAAAUCAAAUGAUCAUGACACCGAAGAAAUGCAUCCUGCUUGUGAAAGUCUGCAAGCUCAAUGGAAUCAAGUGGAAUCCAGGAAACACGACUUACAGUCUUGCAUCCACCCAAUUCCUAACACCGCCAGGCAUCGCAAGAUCCUCAUUCCGAUGAAUAACGGGAAAGACGAGCGAUGCAAGUGUGAGAGACAACGUGGGAGAGGAGACCUUUCCCGUGAUGAUAUGUUGUUCCUGCUCAGUGUUCUGGAGGGAGAACUUCAGGCGAGAGAUGAAGUCAUUGCAGUGCUGAAAUCAGAGAGGACCGACUCUGCUCUACUGAAGACCCACUAUGGUUUUAUUGGACUACAGGGGGCGCUACGUUCCCUGCAUGGAGACUCGCUGCAGUCACAACAACAGGACCGCUCACAGGAUGUGUGCAAAACAGCUAGUGCUGAGCUUACUAAUGUUAUACGGUCCCAGAAAAGGUCAAACAAGUGGAUGGAGCAGCAGCUUCUCGGGGUAUCAAAGGCUUACCGAGAUGCUGUUAGCAGGAGUGAGGAGCAGCUUAGAAGCCACCGGAAUUUCGUAGAAAAGAGGAAGCGCUUUGUAGCAUUACUGGAGGAGGACCGAGAAAGGUUAGUCGGUGCAUCACGUCACUAAGUGCGUCAUUAAGACAUACAGAAUUAGGCAAAACACAAAUACAUUUCUGAAACCCUUUGUGGAUCGUGG